AUGGCUAAUAAGAGUAGGCCAAAAAAGACCAGGGUACCUUAUAGGAAGUAUGUUGCAGGUCAAGGAUAUAUUAAUUCAAUCGAACAUAGAACAGAAGUAGAUCUUGUUCUUGAAAGGGACCUAGAUGAAGAACUGGAAGGUCCAACAGAUCGGGUUGGGAGGUGUAAUCGAUCCACGAUUAAAGGCUCAGAAUUUACCGAUUUAAAUAUUGAUGAGAGUAGUAGCUUUAGUGGUUCAAAACCAAGGUUGGAAUCUGUUGCGGUGGAAAAUGCAACGCACCAAAAUUCAGGUCAAAUGGUUUUUCCCUGGGAACUUCAGCGUUUAAUAUUACAAAAGUGCGCUGAUAUACAACCUCGGUUCCUUUGUGUUUGUAAACGAUGGUAUUUCAUGUAUAUCCCAAUUAUUUACCGAGCACCAGUGCUGACGAGCAAAAAUUUCCUUCAGUUUGUUGAAUCAUUAGUUUCUGACCGAAAGAAGAAGCUUGGUGAGUUUGUAGUGGAAUUAGACCUAUCCACAAUUAUCCAGAGCGGGAAAAAUAGCUUUAUUUCUAAGCUGCUACGGCGUUGUUCGCCAAGUUUAGAGUAUUUUAUGGCACCUCAGACCAGUUUUGGACUUGCACCGUUAAUCUCCUUAAAAGCAUGUAAUAAGUUAAGGUUUCUGGAUUUGGGAUUACUAUCAGAGACUGUGCAUCUGAAAAACCUAUUUGAGGCGAUCAAAGGUUUCCCAUACCUAACCCACCUCUCGUUCCCCAGAUCUUCUAUACAGUGUGAAGGGUUUCGAGAGAUGGAGUGGCCGAAGAACUUACAGUGUCUAAAAUUGAGUGGGGGUAUAUCAAAUGAAUUUGUUAUGGACACUAAUUUCCCGCAAAGUAUUACAACUCUGGAGUUUUCCUACUGUCCUCAGGUUGAUGAGAAUGCCAUCUACACCAUCUUGUCUAAGGUUGGUGAUAAUCUAAAGCGCUUAUUGUUCCAUUAUCCAAUGCCGGCAUUGAAUGACAAUUCACUAGAUUAUGUGUUUCGAUAUUGUUCCAAUUUAGUAGAAAUACAACUAGUGGUUGAUUAUUGCUCAAAAUGGGUUUUUUCAGAAAACUUUCUAUUACGACAAGUUUAUCCAAGGCCAUUGAAAUGCAUUAACCUAGAGUGUAGUGGGUCUUUGGGCCAAGCGUUUAAAAUACAUCCAGAUGACCUUACUAUAGCUCUCGCUGAAGACAGGCUGCCUCGUUUACAAAGCAUUAGAAUUUCAAGUAAACUUGGAUGGGAUACUCCUAGUGACGAUUUAGAUGACCUGAUUUCUAUAUUUGAAGAAAAAGGGGGGAGUGUGUAUAUAGUUUAUUGA
Messenger RNA from Eremothecium cymbalariae DBVPG#7215, 1335 nucleotides. It is a transcript of the gene PFU1, whose product is annotated as Pfu1p. The transcript has a single exon. The coding region runs from base 1 to 1335 and encodes 444 amino acids. NCBI's taxonomy places the organism in Eukaryota, Fungi, Ascomycota, Saccharomycetes, Saccharomycetales, Saccharomycetaceae. The record is from RefSeq and is a predicted model, not a curated record.